AUGACUGUUGCGCCGGCCAAGUGGUGGAAACACGCCACUGUCUACCAGAUCUAUCCCGCAAGCUUCAAGGACUCCAACAACGACGGCUGGGGCGACCUGGCCGGGAUCGUCGAGAAGCUGCCCUACCUCAAGCACCUCGGCGUGGACGCGGUCUGGCUGUGUCCGUUCUACGACUCGCCGCAGGAGGACAUGGGCUACGACAUCGCGGACUAUGAGAAAGUGUGGCCCCGGUACGGCACCAACCAGGACUGCUUCGAGCUGAUCCGGCAGUGCCACGCGCUGGACAUCAAGGUGGUGGUGGACCUGGUGAUUAACCACUGCUCGAGCGAGCACGCGUGGUUCCGGGAGUCGCGCGCGUCCCGGACCAACGCCAAGCGCGACUGGUUCAUGUGGCGGCCGGCGCGCGGGCGCGACCCCCAGGGCCGGCCCAUCCCUCCCAACAACUGGCGCUCGAUCUUCGGCGGGCCCGCGUGGGAGUGGGACGAGGCCACGCAGGAGUUCUACCUGCACCUGUUUGCCAAGGGCCAGCCGGACUUCAACUUUGAAAACGCGGAGCUCCGCAAGCAGCUGUACGAGACGGCGGCCGGGUUCUGGCUACGCCACGGGGUGGACGGGUUCCGCAUCGACACCGCGGGGCUGUACUCGAAGAAACCGGGGCUGCCGGACGCGCCCAUCACGGAGCCCGGCAGCGAGUUCCAGUACGCGGGCGAGCUGAUGCGGAACGGGCCGCGGAUCCACGAGUUCCACAAGGAAAUGCGCCGGUACUUCUUGUCGCAGGUGCCGGACGGCAAGCAGAUCUUCACGGUGGGCGAGGUGGGCCACUGCGAGGACGAGAGCCUGCUGCUGUACACCAGCGCGGAGCAGCAGGAGAUGGACCAGCUGUUCACGUUUGCGCACACGGACAUCGGCGCGGCGUCGGGCUCGCGGUACCAGAUCGAGCCCUUUUCUCUGAAAGAGUGGAAACUGGCGGUCGCAGACAGCUUUUUGUUUGCCAAUCGCACCGACAGUUGGUCCACGGUGUAUUUGGAAAACCACGACCAGCCCCGCAGCGUGACGCGGUUCGGCGACGACUCGCCCAGAUGGCGCCAGGUCUCCGCGAAGCUGCUGGCGUUGCUGGAGGUGUCGCUCACGGGAACGCUGUACGUGUACCAGGGCCAAGAACUGGGCCAGAUCAACAAUCUGGACUGGUCGCUGGACCAAUACCGCGACAUCGAGGUGGUCACCCACGCCAACGAGAUCCGCGAGAAGUUCGGCGAGGACUCGGCCCAGAUGCACAAAUUCAAGCACGCUGCGGCGCUCAUCUCCCGCGACCACUCCCGCAACCCGUUCCCGUGGUCUGCGCGCGAGCCGGACGCAGGGUUCAGCGACCACGGGAACGAGCCCGCGGCCACGCCCUGGAUGGACCCCAACUCCAGCUACCGCGAGGGCAUCAACGCCGAGGACCAAUUGAGCGACCCCAACUCGGUGCUGAACUUCUGGCGCCGGGCGCUCCAGGUGAGAAAGGCCAAUUUGGACCUGCUGGCCUACGGCCAGGACUUUGAGUUCUACCAGCUGGACCACCCUAGCCUCUUCAUGUACACCAAACAGCCUCGCGACGGCAGCGCUCAGUCGCGCCGCCUCUUUGCCGCACUCAACUUCUCCUCGCAGGCGUGUGAGUUCACCAAGCCCGAUCCACGCGCCUCCUACCAGCAGUUUUUCGCCAACUACCCGACCGAGGACGCCGAGCCCAAUAUCCUGAGACCAUGGGAAGGGCGUCUCUUCUUUAUGGAUUGA
Messenger RNA from Lachancea dasiensis, 1773 nucleotides. The record is from the annotation of a GenBank genome assembly. NCBI's taxonomy places the organism in Eukaryota, Fungi, Ascomycota, Saccharomycetes, Saccharomycetales, Saccharomycetaceae.